Molecule: messenger RNA, 4585 nt
Organism: Pyrus x bretschneideri (Chinese white pear)
Lineage: Eukaryota; Viridiplantae; Streptophyta; Magnoliopsida; Rosales; Rosaceae
Product: AT-rich interactive domain-containing protein 4
Exons: 16
Coding region: 1800-4163 (787 amino acids)
Molecular function (GO): DNA binding
Source: RefSeq, a predicted model, not a curated record
AAUUAAACUUUUGUGGUUGUGUGGAUCAAGAUCGAAGAGAAAUCCCACCCCACCUCUUCGAAGGCCCCCAAAUCCCAUCUUGACCCAAAUCCCAGCCCCUUCCACUUCUUCUUCCCUGUUGACCCAAACCCCAACCCUUCCCGAUAUUCCAAACCUCACCCCACCUCUUUGGAGGCCCCCAAAUCCCAUCUUAAUAGUGGAGACGAGCUUGACCGGCCGACACUGUAAGUGAUCGAGCGGAGGUGCAGACAGAAAAGACGACGACGAAGAGGGAGAAAGGGCGAUGAGAAGGGUUUUGGGGGGACUCUGCAAAUGGUUAGAGACGAAGAAGUUUGAAGGUUUUGGAAUUCCAGGAUGGCUCAGGGAGCGAGAGUGUACCCUUACCCGCGCGCGUGGGAGCGAGAUGUUCGUGGAGACUGGGAAUUGGAUGAGAGCUCGAUCAAGCAAAAGCUCCGGUCGGUCAAAUAACAUCAGCCACUCAUCCGCCCAAUCAGCGUUAAUGAAUCAAAAGAAACAUUAAGAAUUACGAAAACAAAUCUUAAUCAAAACCCAACACAACAGGAAUCCAACAGGAAUUAAAUUAAAUCCAAUUCAAAACAACAAAACAAAAACAAAUAUAGUAAAGAAAUCCUGGGCUUUUCUUUGAUUAUCCUUUGGAACAUGUGCGACCACAUCAAAAAACGUUGUUGUUUGUUGUUACCUGUACCUCCCCAAAUUCCGAAUCUUUGCGGGUAAUAACACAAAAAGUCCAAGAAAUCUCAAUGGGACAUGAAAAUUUACUGUUCGAUUUCGUCGAAAGUUACAGUCUUUGGGGUUAAUGUUACACUAAACACAAUGGUUGCAAUCAAAGGUUGUUACUUUGUCAAGUUCGUCAAAAGGACUUUUAAUUGGUUUCAAAGUUUUUCUCUUGGGUUUGACCUUUAUGAGGUUUUGAAUGCAUAUUUCUGACGCACCCACCUUAUUUAACAAAUGCGAAUAUUAAUUACUUUUAAAUUUUUAUUAAAAUUUUGGUGACUGUGAGAAUUUUGAUUUUAUUUUUGGUGAAUUAGAUUACGAUAGAUAGAAACAGAUAAAUAAAUUAAUCCUAACAAAAGUUGGGGUUGUUUUUUAAUACGAAUUUCUUUUUGGGGAUUUGGAUUUUACGGGCCUAGGGUUCUCUUUUCAUACUUUACUCGUCUAUUUUGUGCUUUUUUGUGAUUGUAGAAGUUAAAGGACUCACUUGGGUCGUCGGUUCUUCAAAAUUCCUCAUCUGGGUUGUUCGAGUUCUUCAAUUCCCUCAUCUGGGUCGGUGAGAUUUUGUGAUUUUUCCAUUGUUCUUUAUCGGGUUCGUUGAUUCCCCACGUUUUCUCAUCUUGGUCGCGGCUAAUUUUUCUAAUUUCAACAGUUUUUGGGUUGGAAUCGAGGUAUUUUGCCCCAAGUUUGCUUCAAUCAGUAGGCAAAAGUUGGUUAAUUUUGCUCAUAGUUGCCAUUGUAGGUUCUUUCUUCUGAGAUAGGGUUUUGUAUUGUUUUGGGUUCCAGGAUCUUGUUAUGCUGGCUUUCUGGGGAAAUUUUGGUUCUUAGAGUGCUCUGUGAGAGGGAUUUUGAUCCCUCUUAGUAGAUUUGCUUAUGCUUCCUUGAAUGCUAGCUACAAGGUGAAAUUUGAUCAGGUUGGUGUGAUUGGGAUCCAAGCUAUGGUCCAAGUUGUGGCCUGGCUUCAGUGUUAUAGUGUAGGGGAUUUCAAUAGUUUUCGGGUUUUAAAUCUUCUGUGAGGAGCUUGAGCUACUUUGCUUUGCCAACCGUGUGGAAGCCUGCAGGAAAUAAUGUUUCAUUCUCAGGGAGCUAAGCACCCUUGUAGUCUGCUUGUGGUCAAUUGUGCGGAAAUAUCUGAAGAGAAAUGUAGUAAGGACACGGCAGAUGAUAAACUCAGAUACCCAUUUCCGGAGUUGGUUUCCUCAGGGCGUUUGGAGGUUCAAACUCUGACCAAGCCAACCAAAGAGGAGUUAUGUAAAAUGCUUGAGUCAUAUAAGCCGAAUCUUGUAUACCUGCAAGGAGAACAGCUUGGCAAUAAUGAAAUUGGUUCUCUUGUCUGGGAAGAUGUCGACUUGUCGACUCCUGAAGCUAUAUCUGAGAUCUUUGGUGCCACAUUGCCUACAACUGUUUAUUUGGAGGUUCCAUAUGGUGCAACAUUGGCAGCAGCCAUUCACUCAAAGGGGAUUCCUUAUGUGAUAUAUUGGAGAAGUGAAUUUUCUUCCUUUGCUGCUUGCCACUUUCGACAUGCUUUACUUUCAGUGGUACAGAGUUUUGUUGAUUGCAGUUCAUCAACUCAUACAUGGGAUGCUUUCCAACUUGCAUAUGCUUCCUUUAGGCUUUACUGUGUAGAAAACAACCAUCUCGUUCCUGCUAACAUGUAUAAAUCUAGUGCGGAGCUGGGGCCAUGUCUUCUUGGUGACCGUAUAAAAAUCAACGUUGAUCUUCCUGAGGUAGACAUGGAAGAAAAUGAAGAAGGUUCCUUGGGUACUCUCCCUGCUAUAAAGAUACAUGAUGAUGAUGUGACCUUGAGGUUUCUUGUUUGUGGCGAGCCGUCCACAUUGGAUGCAAGCUUAUUAGAACCUUUGGAGGAUGGUCUCAAUGCCCUCUUAAACAUUGAAAUGCGUGGGAGCAAGCUUCAUGGAAAAUUUAGUGCUCCUCCACCGCCUCUUCAGGCUGGGACUUUUUCUCGUGGUGUUGUGACUAUGCGAUGUGAUGUAUCAACUUGUAGUUCUGCGCACAUAUCACUUCUUGUGUCGGGCAGUGCUCAAACUUGCUUUGAUGAUCAGCUCUUAGAGAAUCAUAUAAAGCAUGAAAUUAUCGAAGAGAGUCAACUUGUACGUGCAUUGCCCAAAGAUGACGAAACCAAAGCACCUCUAUCUGAACCACGAAAGUCUGCGUCAAUUGCAUGUGGGGCUACAGUAUUCGAAGUUAACAUGAAGGUUCCUGCAUGGGCUUCACAGGUUUUGAGGCAGCUCGCACCUGAUGUUUCUUAUCACAGUUUAGUUGCACUGGGCAUUGCCAGCAUUCAGGGAUUACCUGUGGCUUCUUUUGAAAAAGAUGAUGCUGAUCGCCUUCUUUUCUUCAGUUCCGGUCCGGGGAAAGAUGGUAAAUCAAACGACUUGAUUCUCAGCAGCCUUCCUACUUGGUUGAGACCACCUCCUCCUAGUAGGAAGAGAUCUCAACCAUGCCAAGAGACAAGCCUGGGUUCUCUUGACAGCCAGGGGCUUCCACGUUUACCUCCUUCUAAAAUUGAUGAAGACAACAGAGUUGCUGGAGCAAUGAAUGGGGUUAGCACAUCUUUACUUCCAGCCAGGCAAAGAUUGAAAAUAGCCGCAAUGAGGCCCAUUCCUCAUGUUCGUCGUCCUAAAAUGACACCCUUUUCUGGAAUGUCUGAGGUAGAUGGGCAUGAAGGAGGUCAAGUCAAGGCUCAUAUGCCUCCUCCUCCUCCACCCACAAAGCUCAGUAUUGUUGGAUUAACUCCUACAACACAACGAAAAUCAUACUCAAGCUCUUCUCAGGCUAAGCAGAUUAUUUCCUUGAAUCCUUUGCCAUUAAAGAAACAUGGUUGUGGUAGAAGCCCAAUACAUUCUUGCUUAGAGGAGGAGUUUUUGAAGGAUGUAAUGCAGUUUCUAAUUCUCCGAGGACAUAAUCGGCUCAUUCCCCAAGGUGGACUCGCUGAGUUUCCAGAUGCCAUUCUCAAUGGAAAGCGUCUUGACCUGUACAACUUAUAUAAAGAGGUGGUUACAAGAGGAGGCUUUCAUGUUGGCAAUGGCAUCAACUGGAAAGGACAAAUCUUCUCAAAAAUGCGCAAUUACACAAUGACCAAUAGAAUGACUGGUGUUGGAAAUACACUUAAACGACACUACGAAACUUACCUUCUAGAAUACGAAUUGGCUCAUGAUGAUGUAGAUGGAGAGUGCUGCUUAUUGUGUCACAGUAGUGCAGCAGGGGAUUGGGUAAACUGUGGAAUAUGCGGUGAGUGGGCUCACUUUGGCUGCGACAGAAGGCAGGGCCUUGGUGCUUUUAAGGAUUAUGCAAAAACAGAUGGACUGGAGUACAUAUGUCCACAUUGCAGCAUCAGCAAUUUCAAGAAGAAACCACAGAAAAUUGCAAAUGGAUUUUCCCAAGGCUCAACUGUAUCACGGCCACUGUAAUUCAAUUUUGCUCCUACAAUAUCAUAAUUAAUAUCAUUUUCCUUUUGGCUCUCUGAUUUGGAGGUUGCUUCCCUCCCCAAUCUGGCACGAGAAGUUGAUUUGUACGGUUGAUUAGGCCUUAAUUGCACGAUGCUAAAAUAGGAGACCAGAGAUGGGGGGAGGACAAAGGUAGAAAACAGCAAGUCUGGUAGAGCAUACUAGUUAGCGUAGGUAUUUCGUUUCGGGUGGGAAAUUUCUGUCCCUUUUUAGCUCUACCAUUUGUGUCAGUCUGUUCCUGUUUCCCCUUUGGGGUUGUUAAGGUUGAUAGUUAAGAAAUCCCAUGAUUCAGAAAGGGUCGUUGUAAUAUAAUGCCGCUAUCUCUGUGAACAUGUACGACUUUAUGUAGCGUUUAAUGAAAGAUUAUGAUUAUACUGACCUAUCAA